UGGUAGGCCACGGGGAGGGGCGAAGGGGUUUGCAGAUCAGUAUGAGCGGCGGUUCUCAUUGUACAUGCCAGAUCGCACCUCGUUCGCGGCGGCACGACCGUAGUGAUGACGUAUAUCUAUUGGCUCAAGUGAAGGCUUUAGCCAAUUCUUCGCGACGAGGGUCCCAUGCGCCGCUUGCAGCGCUGCGUGCGCGAAGGGUCUCCUGGGAUUUCGGUCGGCGCUGCCUUGUUGGCUGCUCUGGCUGUCCUUCGCCACGGCGCCGGCUUCUGCGGUCCUGCACGCUCUGCGCCCGCUCGUUGCUGCCCAGUGCCCGCCGCGAGCCAGAUGAGGGACGCGGACCCCGCAUGCGACGGUCGCCGUCUGCGAGUCGUUUCCUACAACGUCUGCGGCCUGGGCGCGGGCUUCGGCCCGCCCGACAACGAUGCCGUGACUCGCGCGUACGGCUUGCUGCUGUCCAACCUGAGGCGCUUGAAAGCUGAUGUCGUGUGCCUGCAGGAGGCCCGGCGGCUCCCCAUCAUCGAUCCAACGGGGAGGGAGCGGGAGGACAGUUUGGAUGCAUUGGCUUCGGACUUGGGCAUGCAGCUGAGAUUCUCACAUGCGACACCGGGCUUCGAGAAGUUCGGCAAUGCCAUUCUCGUGGGGCCUGCCCUGGAGCUGCUGGACAGUGGGUCUGUGCACUUGGCUGGCGGCUCUGUCGUGAGAACGCCAGCUGGCGCUGAGAAGAAGAUUGUCCGCGGCUGCGUCGCCACUAGGCUCGCGCUCCAAGAGGAAAGCGAUGAUCCUGAUCUGGUGUCUCGUGCAUCUCAGUUCGCGGUUUUGGCGACACACUGGGAUCACAUCUCAGAGGCGGAGCGGGUCAUCCAGGCCGACAGUUUGCUUGCAAGCGUGGCCGACUUGACCGGAGGGCUGCCGCAUCUGCUAGUUGGCGACCUGAACGCGAUGAAGCGGGCCGACUACACGAGCGAAGAGUGGUCGGCCCUGCAGGAGCGGAACGCGCAGAGAGGCUGGGCACCCCUAGAGGACUCGCGUGCGUUGGCCGCGCUGGAAGCCUCCGGCUACUCCGACCUCCUCUCCGAAACCCUCGCCAGCCCUGCCGGCGCCGCCUCCGCCGCAGCGGCUGCGCCGGCGGCCCCGUUGGCCGCGGGCCGCUUCACGGCGCCCCGGCAGCCUCCGGUAAGGAUCGACUUCGCCUACGCCUCGCGCGACUGGGGGCGCCUGUCUGCCGGCGGCGAGGGCGGUGGAGCCGGAGCGCGAGGGGCAGCGGCCUCUGCCUGGGUCGACGCCUCGGCGGAGGGGUCGGAUCACCUUCCGCUGGUCGUCGACGCGGUCCUGCGGUGAGCGCCGGGCCACCGCCUCGGAAGCUGCGCCGUGAAUCAGGAGGGGGAAAAACACACAGACACAAUGAAUCCUCGACUCCGAAGAGAAUAUGGGAAAA
Prorocentrum cordatum is the source of this 1435-nucleotide messenger RNA. The record is from the annotation of a GenBank genome assembly. NCBI's taxonomy places the organism in Eukaryota, Dinophyceae, Prorocentrales, Prorocentraceae.